Molecule: messenger RNA, 1852 nt
Organism: Talaromyces proteolyticus
Lineage: Eukaryota; Fungi; Ascomycota; Eurotiomycetes; Eurotiales; Trichocomaceae
Product: putative GTP binding protein
Exons: 4
Coding region: 479-1453 (324 amino acids)
Biological process (GO): regulation of exit from mitosis
Cellular component (GO): spindle pole body
Molecular function (GO): GTP binding; GTPase activity
Source: RefSeq, a predicted model, not a curated record
CUUUUUUUGAAGGUCGCGGGGCACUAGGGCCGUAUGCGGUAUAGCGGCCUCGAAUCGAUCCGCCGGUCGAGAUGCCCGCCGAAGCCUCACCUGGGACAGGACAGGAACGAGUGUCAACUGUCUGUCGAAGCCAUUCUAUCGAGGGGUCGCUAUCUUCUCUGUCUUUCUUUCACACUGCCGCAGCUGUUCAUCCCUACACAGUCUUUUGUACGAGGCGGCUGUCUCACAUUCAACGGUGGAUCAGACAUCUCACCUGUGCCUAGUCAUUCGAGAAUCGCUCGAAGCUUCCCUCUGUGCGCAAGUAUCCUACUGUUGCGACUCGAUUCUGCCGCAUUUCGACACAUUACAAGUCUUGUUUUGCUCAGCAGAGAUUAAUCACUGCUCAUCAAUUUCUCCAGCAAUCGUUCCUCGACCAGAAGCUUCCCGACCCUUGUUGGCACAAUUGUAAAGACGGUCGAGUCGGCCAAUAAUAUUCACGAUGGAGCCAAAUCCAUCAUCUGAGAAUACCCCCUCUCUAUCGCUCGACAGCGAAAACCACCAAGCCGAGGCCUCUCAACAAGUUCACCAGAAUGACCAGGAGAUGUCAGAAUCUACGGAUACCAUUGUCCACGAUCCACCCCACAGCGCCGGUUUCAAUCCUGAUGACCCGACCCAUCCAGCCGCAUAUGCAAAUGAUUUCACGUCCUCACAGAACUACUCCCCUCCCGAAGAUGAGCAGCAGCAUUCGUCCCGCUUCAGUUCGCCGACAAUGGCCUAUCAACCACACCCACAGCAACCAGUUUCACGACCUAGUUCCGGUUUAUCAAACAGAGAUCGAUAUGGAUACACAUCUCAGCCGGAUCAGAAUCAAAAGCAACCCGCGCAACCUUCGAAGAAUAGCGUCGUGAUUAAGGUUGGGAUGGUCGGGGACGCUCAGAUAGGAAAAACAAGCUUGAUGGUCAAAUAUGUGGAAGGAAGCUGGGAUGAGGAUUACAUCCAAACCCUAGGUGUCAAUUUCAUGGAGAAAACGAUCUCGAUUCGCAACACAGAAAUCACCUUUUCCAUCUGGGACUUAGGUGGGCAACGCGAAUUUGUCAAUAUGCUGCCUCUGGUCUGCAACGAUGCGGUUGCUAUUUUGUUUAUGUUUGACCUCACACGAAAGAGCACAUUGAACUCGAUCAAGGAGUGGUACCGCCAGGGUCGUGGCUUCAAUAAAACUGCGAUUCCUUUUCUCAUUGGUACAAAAUACGAUCAUUUCGUGAACUUUCCUCGAGAAGACCAAGAGGAAAUUUCCCUACAGGCUAAACGAUAUGCUAAGGCUAUGAGAGCAAGCUUGAUAUUCAGCAGCACCAGCCACUCUAUAAAUGUCCAGAAAAUUUUCAAAAUCGUUCUCAGCAAGGCCUUUGACCUCAAAUGCACGAUCCCAGAGAUCGAAAACGUGGGCGAGCCAUUGCUGCUGUACAAAUCUGUGUAGCCACGCUAGCGUGGUUCAGUUACUUGUACAUUAAGACGCAUUGACGAAAUACGCUGAAUGGCUUCACGUAACUUGAUGAUUUAUACUUUUUUAACCGCUUAUUUAAAUCUGACGCUCAUGGCGUGGCGGAUGCGAGAUACUCUAUUUCCAAGUCAGGCAUUCUUUCACGAAGCUUUCUUUCGUCUAGAGAACCAUGAUUCCGUCCCGUCACCUGGGAGUAUUUGUUCAUGAGCGGGCACUCUGGGCUUUUUCCUAUCUUGAAGCUGUUCUUAUCUGGCGAAGCGGGGAGUGAAACUCGGCGAUCAUGUAUAGGCAGGUGUUAGUCGAAAUCAAAUGUCCUUUAGAUACAAUUCAAAUGCCGCGUGAGGGUGUAUUUCCUAGUCCAAAGCGUCCGGCAAA